AUGGUACAGUACGAGCCAUGGUGGCACCACUACGAGACAGCCCGCGCCACACUGGAGGAGCCUGACGUCACCUUGACGCCAUUAUGGGAAGAAGCCCUCAUUGCUAAAAUCAAUGAGUAUACUGCCAGAGGUACCCUUCUUACUCCUAAACAUGUUGGUUUAACUGGACAUCUACCUUCCUACGCCGACAUAAGGAUCAGGGUUGCAUCAAAAUUUUACUGUGUACAAGAAGUAGCAAGGCUCAGAGUGGAUACGCCAGAGAAUAGGAUUGCUUUUCUAACCCUUGAACGAAGGACACAAAGAGUUGCACCUCAAGAGGCUCCUAUCAAGUCACAAGCAGCCCUUUCCACCGAUACUCACAUCAGUGUCAUCACAACCAAUCCCACUUCUGAUGCCCCAGUACCACCCUUCCUCAGCCAUCCUGGCAAACAUCUCAUGUCUGAUUGGGCCAAUGGACAUCCCCGUUUGCUCAUCCUUAACGGUCAUGACUGUCACACCUUGGUUGCCUUUCUAGAUGCUUGCUGGGAACUCAAUAUCACCUGUCUUGUCCUCCCUGCUCAUUUAUCCCAAGUUUUCCAGCCACUAGAUGUGAAUUUCUUCCGAAUACUCAAAGAGACAUACAACGACCAGAUUGACACCUAUCAACUUAGCACCAAUGAACACCACAUCCCCAAACCAUUCUUUUAUUGCUGGCAUCUACCAGCCUGGCUUAGAACUACAACUACACACCAAAUUCAGACAGCCUGGGCCAAAUCCUACCUCUUUCCCCUCACACAAAUCAAUGUAGGACUCCGUGAGGCUCGUCCAGCCACACCUCCUGCUCGAAUUAUCCCUUCAACUGAACCUAUCACUCCCACAACUACUACUAUGGCAGAGAAGGCACUGCAUGAGAAGGAUGAAGCGCUCUGGAAAGCAUCAGAACAGUUAGACAGGGCAGCUAGGGGUACAUACCAAGAAAGUCAUGCAGAAAAACUAGCAGAGAGGCGAGAGACAGAAACAGCAAAGAGGGAAGGGAGGAAGUGUGCAGCUCAAUCGGCUAAGAACACACACGCUUCAAAGUCUGGGAAGGAGUGCAGUGCAGGUCCGUCUAGGAGUGUGUGA
Messenger RNA from Tremella mesenterica DSM 1558, 1101 nucleotides. RefSeq lists its product as uncharacterized. NCBI's taxonomy places the organism in Eukaryota, Fungi, Basidiomycota, Tremellomycetes, Tremellales, Tremellaceae. The record is from RefSeq and is a predicted model, not a curated record. The transcript is spliced from 7 exons. The coding region runs from base 1 to 1101 and encodes 366 amino acids. Gene Ontology annotation, molecular function: nucleic acid binding.